GCAUGGAUGAGGACGGAUUACCCAUUGUGGGGUCGGGAAUAGAUCUUACAAAGGUUCCUGCAAUUCAACAACGGAGAAUUGUGGCCUUCCUGAAUCAGUUUAUCGUUCAUACUGUCAGAUUCCUGAACCGAUUUUCCACUGUUUGUGAGGAGAAACUAGCAACAGUUUCUUUACGGAUCCAGCAAAUCGAAACAACACUCAGCAUUUUAGAAGCAAAGUUGUCUUCUAUACCUGGCUUGGAAGAAGUGACAGUGGACGGAGUGAGACCGUCUGCGCAGACGAAUGGACCGACAGUGGAUGGCACGAGCCCCUCUACAGGUUCCCCUCCUGAGGUAACUCAGCAAGCACAGGUGGUCUCUCAGGAGCCGAAAGCUGAGGUAACAACGGAAAAUGUGAUGACUGUUGCAAAGGACCCACGAUAUGCCCGAUAUCUAAAAAUGGUGCAAGUGGGUGUUCCUGUCAUGGCAAUUAAAAAUAAGAUGAUACUGGAAGGUUUGGACCCCAGUUUGCUUGAUACCCCCGAUGCACCUGUUCCAGAUGGUGGCAAAAAAGCGAUGGAAGAUCAAGAUGACAGUUCAGGCAGCGAAUCAUCUUUCAGUGACUGAUUGGUCCCACCCCUUGGCCAAUGAGCUUUGUAUUUGAAAGGCCUGCACAGGCCACCAUGAACCUUGCAGGGUAAAUGCACUUAAAUUUCCCAACACAGGACAGUCUUGUGAUGGCACUAAGGUUGCAACAGAUUGUACCAGACAUGAUGUCCCUUAUAGUUUCUGAGGACAGAUGCUCACUGGGUGAGAUGAUGGGUGCUAAUGAUUAUGUUAUAAGUAGUCAGUUUGUGUCUCUUUAAUUGUUGACUCAUUUCUGUACAUUCUAAUGAACAUCUCAUGCCUGACGUUACAUGACUAACAUUUAUAUCAACAAUAAAUACAUGUCAGUGA
Messenger RNA from Paramisgurnus dabryanus, 935 nucleotides. Lineage: Eukaryota; Metazoa; Chordata; Actinopteri; Cypriniformes; Cobitidae. The record is from RefSeq and is a predicted model, not a curated record.